AUCCGGGUCCAAUUCAUCCGAUCUACCAUCUCCUCGUCUCUCAGCCAGACGGUCGCACGCUAGAUUGCUCUCUCCGCUUCCAUCUCCUCUUCUCCCCUUAGUCGGACACAGUCUACACCACGCCGUUCGUCUAAUGUGCUGAGCUUUGAUCUUGUGAAGGAAAGAUGGUGAAACUGACCAUGAUUGCCCGUGUGACCGAUGGCCUCCUUUUAGUCGAGGGAUUGGAUGAUGGGCGUGAUGUACCGGAAGUGGACAGGUACAAACAGCAGGUCAAAAGUUUGUUCAAGAACCUUUCACGCGGCAAUAAUGGUCCUUCUAGAAUGUCCAUUGAGACUGGCCCUUACAUAUUCCAUUAUAUAAUUGAAGGACGUGUUUGUUACUUAACAAUGUGCGAGCGUUCUUAUCCUAAGAAGCUUGCCUUUCAAUAUCUGGAAGACCUUAAGAAUGAAUUUGAGACGGUCAAUGGGAAUCAAAUUGAAACUGCUGCUAGACCUUACGCUUUUAUUAAAUUUGAUGCAUUUAUUCAAAAGACAAAGAAACUUUAUCAGGACACAAGAACACAGCGCAACAUCACAAAGUUGAAUGAUGAACUUUAUGAAGUUCAUCAAAUAAUGACUCGGAAUGUACAAGAGGUUCUUGGUGUUGGUGAAAAGUUGGACCAGGUUAGUGAAAUGUCCAGCCGCUUAACAUCAGAAUCUCGCAUUUAUGCCGAUAAAGCAAAAGAUUUGAAUCGUCAGGCUUUAAUUCGGAAAUGGGCCCCAGUAGCUGUUGUCCUUGGAGUUGUUUUCCUCCUACUCUGGGUGAGAAAGAAGCUUUGGUGAUUCGGAUGUGAACAUCUCUGUCUAACACACAAAUGACAUAAGAUAAUCAAGAAUCGGUUUUGGCUAUCAUCUGUCACUCUCGGAUCAGGUCUCCCAAUCAUCACAAUUUGCAAUUGGUUCCCUCAGAGAUAUAUGACGUUCGCUGAACAUUAUUUGUACGGCAUCUCAUUACAAGAGACUGAUUUUCUAAAUAUCAGAGAAUCUAGAGAUUAUGUUAUUCCUCCAUAUAUGAUGUAAAACAGAGUAACUACAAGAAUGAUGGCCAAUUUAGCCUAUCUAUGUUAUUUUUUUAAAGUACAUUUUGUAUUUUACUAGUUCUCUGUCCUUCCCAACUGCACUUUUAUUCUCUUGAUUCACCCCACUGAUAACAUAGUUAUGAUGCAUUUUCAAUAAUACGUUGGUGUAUGUAGUUGGGAGUGGUUGACUGGAUGUUCCUCACUGUAAUUUUGAAAAUUUGAUGGAAAUUGCCUGCUUAUGCAACUUUUCGUCAC
Molecule: messenger RNA, 1312 nt
Organism: Cuscuta epithymum
Lineage: Eukaryota; Viridiplantae; Streptophyta; Magnoliopsida; Solanales; Convolvulaceae
Source: the annotation of a GenBank genome assembly